UGCUGGCCAGACACUUCCCCAAACAGGUUCUGCACCCAGCCAGGCUGACUCAGCAGCUGCUCUCCGCUGCCCUUGCAGGUCAGGACAACGGUCUCCCCACGCCCCGCUCCUGCUCGUCUUCUACUGCCCCAUCUGGGCACAGCUCCCUGCACCCCACAGACCCCCCUUUGCCUGGAGCCACAGCCCAGGGCCCUGCUUUGGUCAGAGACCGGACCCCAGUGAAACCAACGUGAUGGUUCAUGGGCAGGGAGGGUUCAAGUUCCAAAACUGGGCUAGGACCUAUGGCUCCUCUCCAGAACUGUACUUCCAGCCAACAUCAGUAGAGGAGAUCAAAGAGGUUUUGGAUCUAGCCAGGCAGCGGAGUAAGAGGGUGAAAGUGGUCGGUGGUGGACAUUCCCCUUCGGACAUCGCCUGCACGGAUGACUUCAUGGUUCAGAUGGGGAAGAUGAACAAGAUCCUCAAGGUGGAUGAGGAGAAGAAGCAAGUGAUGGUGGAAGCGGGAAUCCUCCUGUCUGAUCUAAACGUCGAGCUGAGCAAGUACGGGUUGGCCCUGCCCAACUUAGGGGCCGUUUCGGAAGUGGCGGCCGCUGGGGUUAUUGGAACGGGGACACACAACACGGGCAUCAAACACGGCAUCCUGCCCACCCAGGUGGUGGCGCUAACGUUGCUGACGGCUUCGGGGGAGAUCCUGGAAUGCUCUGAGUCCAUCAACGUCGAAAUCUUCCAGGCCGCUCGGCUGCAUCUCGGCUGCCUGGGCGUGGUCCUGACCAUCACCUUCCAGUGCGUCCCGGAGUUCUACCUGCUGGAGACCACCUUCCCCUCCACCCUCCAGGAGGUGCUCGACAACCUCGACAGCCACCUGCGGCGAUCGGAAUAUUUCCGCUUCCUGUGGUUCCCCCACAGCGAGAACGUCAGCGUCAUCUAUCAGGAUCAUACCAACAAGCCUCCUUCGUCCUCCGCCAACUGGUUUUGGGACUACGCUGCCGGAUACUAUCUGCUGGAGUUUCUGCUCUGGAUCAGCACGUUCCUGCCCGGCCUGGUGUGCUGGAUCAAUCGCUUCUUCUUCUGGCUCCUCUUCAAGGGCAAGGUGGAGCACGUCGACCUCAGCUACAAGAUCUUCAACUACGAGUGCCGCUUCAGACAGCACGUCCAGGACUGGGCUAUCCCCAUUGAGAAGACGAAGGAGGCCCUGCUGGAGCUGAAGGCCGUGCUGGAGAACAACCCCAAAGUGGUGGCACACUACCCAGUGGAGGUGCGCUUUGCUCGGGGGGACGACAUCUUGCUGAGUCCCUGUUUCCAGAGAGACAGCUGCUACAUGAACAUCAUCAUGUACAGGCCCUAUGGGAAGGACGUGCCCCGGCUGGACUAUUGGCUGGCCUACGAGAGCGUCAUGAAGAAGGCUGGGGGGCGACCGCACUGGGCAAAGGCUCACACCUGUACCCGGAAGGACUUUGAGAAGAUGUAUCCCGGCUUCCGGAAGUUCUGCACCAUGCGGGAGGAGCUGGAUCCCACCGGCAUGUUCCUGAACGUGUACCUGGAGAAGGUGUUUUAUUGAGGGAGGACGGGACGCUGGAGAAGAGAAAUGAAGCUCGCCAGCCCAUCUCCCGUGCUCUGUCCUUUAGAGAUGGACAAUGCUCCUUGUGAGACUUGCUCCUUCCAUGAUGUCCCCCAGAUUAGAACCCAACCAUUAUCUCUCUCGGCUUCCAGCAUGUCCCGUCUCCAUCUCUGAGGUUGGAAGCUCUUGAGUCAGGGACUGUCCUCAUUUAGUGUCCUGUACAGCUCCGAACGCAUUGUCAGAGAGAACACAUCAAUAAAGAACCAACAGUGAAUGGAAA
Malaclemys terrapin pileata is the source of this 1835-nucleotide messenger RNA. RefSeq names its product L-gulonolactone oxidase. Gene Ontology annotation, cellular component: membrane. The record is from RefSeq and is a predicted model, not a curated record. NCBI's taxonomy places the organism in Eukaryota, Metazoa, Chordata, Testudines, Emydidae. Gene Ontology annotation, molecular function: FAD binding; D-arabinono-1,4-lactone oxidase activity. The transcript has 12 exons. The coding region runs from base 233 to 1555 and encodes 440 amino acids.